AUGAAGACUAUAAAAUUAAAAGCGCGUACAGGAUGGAUCCUAUUAAUAAUUGGAGGACUAACUAUAGUCUCUACGUCUGCGGCUAUCAUAGCGAGGACAUCAUCAAGCAAUGAUCCCGACAAAUGUUUGCCAACUGUCAUAGCACAUAGAGGUGCCAGUGGGUAUAUACCAGAACAUACCCUUGGUUCAUAUGCACUAGCCAUUACAAUGGGCGCAGACUACGUUGAACCCGAUUUAGUCAUGACAAAAGAUGGAGCCCUUAUCGCGAGACACGAUAACGAACUUGGAUUGACAACAAACGUGGCACAACAUCCAGAAUUCGCUAACAGACAUAAAACUCAAACUGUAGACGGUGCAGAAGUAAGUGGUUGGUUUACUGAAGACUUUACACUUGCAGAAAUCAAAACUCUUAAAGCUAUAGAACGGAUUCCAGAUAUAAGGCCCGGCAAUGCGCGUAUGGAUGGCGUAUUCGAAGUUCCUACAUUCCAGGAAAUCAUUGAUUUAGUUAAAAGCAUAGAAAUCUCACAAAAACGAUCCGUCGGUAUAUAUCCUGAGAUUAAACAUGGCAGUCAUUUCAAGAAUCUUGGUUUGGCGAUGGAACAAUUAGUAGUAGAUACAUUCCACAGUAAUGGUUAUACAAGCCAGGAUUCUCCCGCCUAUAUCCAGUCGUUUGAAGUAGGCAAUCUAAAGGAGCUAAAGAACAUUACAAAUCUGCGCUUAUUACAACUAUUCGAAAGUGAUAAAAGCUCUCAACCAGCUGAUCAAGUAAUUAUUGGCACUAAUCUUACAUAUGGAAACAUGUCUACACCAGAAGGCCUAGUAGAAGUUGCUAAAUAUGCAUACGCUGUUGGACCAGAUAAAUCAUAUAUAAUCCCUAGGAAUGAUGAUAAUACACUUGGAGAAGCCACUACGUUUGUGAAAGAUGCUCAUGCAGCUGGGUUAAAAGUUCACCCAUACACUUUUAGAGCGGAAAAUUCUUUCUUACCGAAGGAAUUUCAAAGCACUGAUCCAGCACCUUCUGCCAGGGGAAACUUGGCCGGUGAGCUGAGAGCCUACCUUGAAGCCGGCAUUGAUGGUAUGUUCUCAGACCAACCGGAUGUGCCCGUCGGAUUACGAGGAAAAUGCUAG
Pieris macdunnoughi is the source of this 1128-nucleotide messenger RNA. The record is from the annotation of a GenBank genome assembly. NCBI's taxonomy places the organism in Eukaryota, Metazoa, Arthropoda, Insecta, Lepidoptera, Pieridae.